AUGAUAGCCGCCCCUUCCCAUUCCCCUUUCACGCAUGUUCUCAGCUCAAACUAUGCAGCCAAUGUAGAAGAAAUACAGCAGAUCGCAAAUUUAGUUCAGCGGUCCCAGGAGGACUUGAAACAAGUCAACAUUGAGAUAGCUCGCCUGGAGGAAACACUCGCGAAACUCAGAAGCGAGCGGGACGCUCUCAGUGCCUACAUCGACGAUCAUCUCGGUCUUACAUCGCCUUUUAGACGCUUACCAGACGACCUUCUCAGAGAGAUCUUCCUCCAGUGUUUGGAACCGUACCCAGUUCGUAGCACAAAACAUGCACCGUUAGUGCUCACUACCGUUUGCAAUGCAUGGCGAAACGUUGCUCUGACAACUCCACGUUUGUGGUCGUCCAUCCAUAUCUACAUUCCGGUAUGCAGAGAGUUCGGAACUUACCGAAUGCUCGUAGAUGAACGACGAACGGGGAUUGAGCGUUGGCUGGACAGAUCAGGCUCUACCUCUAUCACUUUCUCAGUUACCUUCGGAAUCGGGGGGUGGACACAGAAUCCUCAGGAACUCAGGGAACCUGUUCUUACAGUAGCUCAGUCGGUCGUCGAUACAUUUCUUCGAUACCGGCGACGUUGGUUCAGGGCUCGUUUUGACGGGGUGCUAGCACCGUUUCUAGAUCCAGUGAAAUCUCUGAACCCGGAAGAGAUGCCUCGACUGCAUUCUUUAACGCUGUAUAGUGGCCGUUCGAGCAUCCCCGACGCACCUCAUCUGGAGAGCCUAAUUCGGUCUGCACCUUCGCUUCGUGUUGUCGACUUGGGCUUCGAACAUUCACAUAAUGUGGUGGCACUCCCAUUGCGUUGGGAGCAGAUCACCGAAAUAUCUCUUCAUCCACACCUCGGCUCACUGGAAGUCUUACCUGCACUGCGGAUUCUCUCCUUUAUGCAGAGAAAUCUAAUGAAGUGUUCGUUUUGGAUCUUCCCCCACGUAGCUCCCGAUGACCGAGCUGACCUUCCUCGUGUCCAUUUACCCUCAUUACAGUCGUUUGAAGUUUUAUUCCGCGAAUCCGCCAUCGCCCCAGUGUCAAUCGGGCUCAGUCAUUCGGAUAACGUAAAGCUAUUCUUUGACUCCAUAACUUGCCCAUCCCUUCUCCAUCUAGGCGUGGACGUCGACUUUGCCUUGGCAGAUUCUCCUCUGAAGUUGUUCUUGGAGAAAUCCAGUUCGUCUCUGAGAUCCUUCAGCACCAACCUCCCCCUACCUGCAUCUGAGUUAAUUAAUCAGUGCAUUCGACUCAUGCCUUCGUUGACCUCCUUGUCCCUUCAACGAGGUGUCUUCUGGGGUACGCAACAGGACACAGGAGCAGCGAUCCGGGCGCUCACUCCCGCAGAGCCUUCGGCAGGUAACAACUUGUUGUGUCCGUCGUUGGAGGACUUGACGCUCCUGGAGAUUCAUUCUGUUGAUGCAGAACGGGUAAUGGACUUGAUAACGAAGAGGUUCGUGCAUUGUAAAGUGAGACGCUUAAGGUCGGUCAAGGUGGUAUUCAGAGGCGGCCCUAAUAUUCAAACGCUUGACCAUUGGGAGGAUGAAUACCGUCCUCAAAUUUCUGACCUUCGAAACCAAGGGCUGUCGAUAGCAUGGCAAUUUACCAAACCUAAACUCCCAAAUGACCGUUCUGCCGCAAAGGUGGAUGAUUUACCUGAUGGAGGACAUCCCACAGAUUGCCCACAUAUUCCAAACCACCUCUUGUAUCCUAAUUUGGAUUCGUACUGA
Molecule: messenger RNA, 1746 nt
Organism: Marasmius oreades (fairy-ring Marasmius)
Lineage: Eukaryota; Fungi; Basidiomycota; Agaricomycetes; Agaricales; Marasmiaceae
Exons: 1
Coding region: 1-1746 (581 amino acids)
Source: RefSeq, a predicted model, not a curated record